Mytilus californianus (California mussel) is the source of this 8259-nucleotide messenger RNA. RefSeq names its product protein FAM102A-like. Bases 303 to 1274 code for a protein of 323 amino acids. NCBI's taxonomy places the organism in Eukaryota, Metazoa, Mollusca, Bivalvia, Mytilida, Mytilidae. The transcript has 8 exons. The record is from RefSeq and is a predicted model, not a curated record.
UUGUCAUGCGUACUAAUAUUCAAAUCAAACAGGUUCCCGUUCAACCAGAUUUACAAUAUUUAACUAAAAAGAUAAGGAUUAGAUGAGUUUGACCGGUUGUAAUAACAUAUAUUGAGACCUUGCAAAUAUAAAAAAAACAAUUAUCCAUAAUGUAACAGUUUUAAUAUAUCUUAGAAAAUAUAUGAAUUGUUAAAGUUCAGGCAGAUGUCACCGACAUAGCAGCUUGGAUGCUGACUAAUUUGUAUGAUUGAUUUCAUAUUUCUGUAGAAAUUUGAUCUCUGAAAAAUGUGUAUUGCUUUAAAAUGAUGUCCUUCAUGACUAAAAAGAAGCGAUUUAAGUUUCAAGUUGAUUUCGGUUUACAGGAGUUAUCAUCAGUACCCUUUGUUAGUGGAAUACUGUAUGCUAAAGUGCGUUUAAUUGACGGAGGAAACUUUUUAACUCAAUCUGAGAGGGAAGAAGUUAACAACCAUAGUGUAUUGUGGAAAUCCAAAUUUAGUUUCCAGUGUAAAAUUACAGCCAAUGCAAACACAGGGUAUUUAGACCCAUGUAUGUGUAGAAUAUCUGUUCGAAGGGAACUCAAAGGAGGGAAAGCAUCUCAUAAAUUAGGUUUUGUAGAUAUAAAUCUGUCAGAGUUUGCUGGAUCAGGGAAACAGUCACGAAAAUUCUUGUUGGAAGGUUAUGAUACCAAACAUCGACAAGACAACUCUACUGUGGAAAUAAUGAUAGAUAUGAGAUUGGUAUCAGGAGAUCCAAUAUAUAAAGUUCCUACAAAACCACAUACAGUGCCAGGGGAUGUAACUGCAGCAGAUUAUCCUGAACCACACCCAGCAGGACCUCUAGAUGAUCAUAGUGAAUCCUCUAGUGGUUUUGGAAGUCUAACACGCAAAGAAAAGACAAAUACAGACAAUUUAGAAUUAGACCAUGGUCCAGAAUUCAUAAAAGGCCAUUCUCGGAAUGAUAGCUAUGCAAGUCAGCAAUCUCGUGGGUCAACAGGGUAUUCCUCACAACAGCAUAGUAGGCAGUCUAGCCUAGGAAAUGAUAAUCCUACACAUACAAGAAGUCCCAGUGCUGGUUCAGCUUUACAGUAUGAUCUCAAGAGGGGAAAGGUAAAGGAUGAUUCUAUUAAAGUUCGGAGAGUAGAUGAUACAAGGGUAGAUGCAGAAGAUCUUGUGAAUGAACUUCUUAGUUCUGCUGAUUUUGGUUUGAAAGAUCAAAGUGAAUCUUCAGGGUUAGAGCUAAUAGUUGACAAAGAUGGAACUACAGCACUUCGAUAACAUCAAAGACCUAUUAUGUUAAAAAUUUGUCUCAUAGAAAUACUUGUGUUAUAUUGAACCAGUAUCAUAUAUUCCAAUGUAGCAUCAACAAAUUCUAUUUAUCUGAACCAUCAAGGACAUCAUAAAUAACAUGCCAUUACUCCAAUGACAUUUUUUCUCAUCUGUAACAGCACAGACUUCAUACAAAAAAAAGGGCGUAAAAAAUUAUAGGAAUAAAAGGAGAACAAAUAUAUUUUUAGUCCAUAUUUCAUGUCAAAAUUACUGACAGAAAAUAAGAUUAAGUGUAUAAACACUAUUGUUACAACAUAUAGGAAUAAUUAUCUUAACUGCAUUGUGCUGUUACAUUAUGACAAAAGAAUGGACAUUUAUAUAUUGAAAACAAAAUCUUGUUUUUCUAUUGCAGUGGCAAAAAAGGCACUAGAUAUUGGAAAUUAAUUAUAUUGCUACUUACAACAAGAACUUUGAAGAGAUGUCAGUAAACUCUUACAUGUCUCAUUUACUUAUCAUGACAUUAAAUUGUUGUUUUUUUUACAUUGAUUAAUCAUGAAGCAUCAAGAAAAUCUCACAUUUUGUUGAGGAAUAUACUUAGAAAUCAUGUCCCAAGACACCAAUAUUUUUUUAUAGGGCUUUGGUAUUAUUUUGUGAGGUUAAUUCAAGCAUGAGGUUUCACAUAAAGAGGUAUAGGUUGGACUACAUGACUCAAACCAUUUCUUAAUAACAACCUUGUUAUGGCAACAUUUUAUUUUGAAGGCAUUUAUAUGAUGAUAAUAGGAGAGUAUUACUCUCUGAAAUAGUGAUUUAAAGCUGUCAGUUGCUGAUUAACAUGAUCCUUGAUUUAAUAGACGCAUCAAUACACUCCCAUCUUGACAUCUAAACUGGUACUCAUUAUCUAGGAUGGUUAACUCAUACAUCAAUCUAUGAGAAGGAUCAUUUGAGAUAAACUCUGCCUAAUUCCAGGACUGUUUUCUGAAUUGAACUAAAUGUUUAUAUGACUAAUAUACAUAUCUGUUAUUUAAGUACAAAUCUUUGCCUAGCUAGAUUUACAGUAGAAUUUGAAAAAUACUAAAGGGCCUUUAUUUAUCUGAUGUGCAGAUUAACAAAAGUUAUCUUAGACAUCAUAGCUUAAAUAUUUUUUUUUCAAUUCAGCUGGCCUAUAGGGACAUUGUAAGCUUUUGCCCUCUGAAAUCUGUAUUCUUACACCAAAUCUCUGAAGCUACUUGGCCAAUUAGAUUAAACUAGGUAAUGACAUUAAAGUAGCAUGACCUCCAUUACUAAAAAAGAACAAUAAAAAAUGUACAAUUGUAACAAAUUCCAUACUUUUAAUUAAUGAUCUUUUUAAAAGAAUUGUGGUUGAUCAUCCUAACCAACAUGUUACAUACCCAAAGAAAUUAUAACAAAAUUCAGAAAAAAAUACUUAUAAAGAUAUUAAAGUUCCUACCAAAGAUUUGGUAAUUGAUAAAUUUAUGGUCCUUUGUUGAUGACCACAAACUACCAUUAAGCUAGGGCCACCAAUGUAGGAAAAUUAGAAAAUAUAUCAGAAAAUUCAAUAACAAAAAAUCCUAAGAUCCUGCUAAGAUGUAAUUGCAAGGUGACAUCCAUUAAAUGCUGCACUAAUGGUCCUUUUAAAGAACUAGGGUUGAUCAUCCCAAAAUUCAUUAAUCCAGGCAGUUACCGUACCAUAAAAAUAAAUUUGAGAGACAAUUUUGAAAAAAGAAUCAAAUUCCACAUCAAGGACCAUUGAGAACAAAUGAAGUACUUGAUUCUCUAUAAGAACUAUUUCUAAAGACCCCAACUGCUACAAUGAUCGAUUUAGUAAAAUGAUAAGACCCAGCUGUGGUUCACCUACUUCAGAUCAUGACAAGUGAUCACUAAGAAGGGUUCAAGUUUUACAAUGAUGGGUUUUACUCCCAUAUAAAUGCAUAUGGUGGAGUUUGUCAGUGACUUGUCAGUUACCCAUAAACAUUCAUACACCUUUUCUGCUUGUUGUUCUAUACAUGCCUUUAAAGUAAAAUGAUAAUGGUUGUGUGUAAUAACCAUUAUUUGACAGAAUCAUGUCUCCGUACAUAAGAUGGUUCAAUUUUUUUAUUUAUAUUUAUGUAUAUAAUUUAUUUAUUAUUAUAAGUGCUUAUUGUUUAAAGAUAGAUGUAUAUAGUUAAUAAACAAGAGUUGUGAAUUACAUCAUUGUAUUUGCUCAUUAACAAUGUCCAUUCUGUACAAAUCAAGUGAAGAAAAGUUUAGAUAAAUUUGUGGGUAUUAUUUUUAUCAAUAUUAAUUUAUGUAAUAAUAGUCUGUGAUUAAUUUAUACUUUUCAUUAAUUAUGUUGUCUUCUAUAGAAUAAUUCUGAACCUUUCUGACUGAUGAGUUGCCAUAGAAACAUUAACCAAGUGCAUUUAUCAGUAUUAUAUCUGAAUGAGAUUAUAUCAUAUAAGUAUUGUACUUUUAUUUAUCCAGUAUUUUGUUACAAUUAUGAAUUUACAAUGAGGUAUGCUUCCAUUACUGCUUCCUCUAGAAUUAUGUUACCUAGGUUACUAUUGUAAAGUUUUAUAUAUGAUCUCAUAUAUGUGGGCACUUUCAAUUCAGAAAUAAAUGUGCAUUUAGUCAUGUAAAUUUUAUUAAAAAAAUCAUUUAAUUUAAACCAAGGAAUUUUAGUAUAGAAAUGUAUAUGCUGAAACUUUAAAUAUCUAAUUCUCUUAUUUUGAUAGGAAAACAAGUCAAUAGCAUAAAUAAAUCCUUGCAAUUACCCGGUAGACUUGAUUACAUGAAAACAGUCUCCCAACACUAGAAAAUAUAAUACAAGCUUCAGAUAAUUAAAUGGUUUUACUCUUAUUCAGAAAGAUGGCUUAUCAAAAAGGAAGACAAUAUUAAACUAUAAUUCCAUGUUUCAGAUUAUUUUAUUUUUUUUAUAUUUAAAUUGUCUUCUUGCUGUGAAAGAAAAAUGUGUAGUUAACAGAUAUUUUACAAAAAUGCCAAUUAUUAACCCAGAUAGUCAGUCACAUUACCUUUAGUAGCCGAUAGAAAUUAUAUAAGGAAAACUUUUAAGAAAAUAUUGAUUUUUUUUUUAUUAUCUUUUUAGAAAUAGAAAGUAUAAAUGCUGAAAAUAUCUGGUAUUUAUAGAUUUUUGAAUUCUGAUUGGUCCUCUUUAUACACAAAAGAAAUUAAAUAUUAAUAGUAUUUAUAAGUGGAUGAUUUUGUAACAAUAGUUUAUGUGUUAUAUUGCUUGUUUAUGUAUUGUUAGUGUGUUCUUGCUCAGUAGUAAUUGAUAGAAUUUUGUAUAGGCCAAGCAAAGAUUCUUCCAAACACACAACAGUUUUUACAAGGUCAUCUGGUGGAAUGUCUAUAGGAGCUUUUUUAUCACUUGCCUCUGUCACAGGGAAAUGAUCAGCAUAUCAAGAUCUACAAAUAAAGCACAUGACAAAUACUAUCAAAUUGACUGUUUAUUUGAAAUAUUGCCCUUAAAGGACAAUUUUAUCCUAUUUGUAUUUUUGUUUCAAAAUCUUUGCCUAAAAAUAUAUUUAAAAACUCUGAAUCAACUGAACCAAAUUAAAAACAAACUUUAUCUGAAUGAUCCUUUGUUUAAAUUUUAGGUCUUAAAUUUCAUUUGAUCUUUCGACCAACAUAGCUGCCAAGACUAAAAAAGAAUAAUGAUGGUUUGUUUUUUAAAAAGCCAGAAUUUAGCUUUGUUUGGCCUAACUGAGGGAAUUUUUAGUAUAUUUUUUAUGCAGUUUAAACAUUGUUGUGCCUUGUUUACUCUUUACUGCUGGAUGCAGUUGUUUAUGUCCAAAAUGUAAUUUUAGAUAAGACAAGUUUGACAACUUUGUUAAAAAAUUCUUAUAGUAAUGAAUUGCCAACAUAGCUGUAUGUUUAACUGCCAUUUUAUUACCUUGAAUUUGAACUUGUUAUUUCAUGAUUGGCUGGCUAUAAUAUAUACAGACUGUUCUGCUACACUUAAUAUUAAAUAAUUGUAUGUGUAGUCAGUUUCUAUUUACCUGAAAAUAGUAUCCAAAGGUAUAUUGACACUGUUAAACUGCAUUAAAUUUGUCAUUUUUGCAGGGUACCAACUUGGAAUGUUGCAUAUUUAAUUGGUCAUUAUUAUACGAUUGUAUUCAGAUAUAACAAAAGGAUUUUGUUACAGAUAUGGAAAGUAACAUUGGGUAAAUAUAUAAACAUGUAUGUGUAUUUGUUAAUUGUUGAAGACUUACUAUGCCCCAAAUUCCUCUUCAUAUAAAGAGUUUUUUAAUACAUUUGAUUGAAACUACUUUUUUCAAGAUCAUAUGUAAUUGUUUUUUUACUAGUACACCAUAGCAUAGGCCAAUAGUCAAGAUCAAAUAUUUCUCAGUAACUUAAGAUUGGUCUGUUUUUAAUAUAAAUACAUAUCUUUGAUUAGGAAAGAGAUCCUGUAAGCUUGUUCUUCAUGCUCCUUGGUAAAUUAAUGUGCAGGGCUUAAGCUUUAUUAUUGCUGUCUCGCUGUUUGCCUUCGUCAAACUGUAUUCCAUUGUUUGUAGAGAGUUGAGCAUAGUUUGAAUUUUUUGUUAGAUGUGUUUUGGAGGAGGUUUGCCAAAAAGCCAAUAUCAGGUUAAGAGGGAAAACCAGCUAUAUGCCAUAAUGAAGAAAAUUGUCUUACUUUAUUGCAAUUAAACAUAAGACAUAAUCUCUAGUGAUUGAUAAGGUGAUGCUUUUAAAAAGCAAUGAUAUUGAAGGAAAAUUAUUCUGCCCCUGAAUAAUGGAGAGCAUUGUACAGUAUCAUUAAGUGCCAAUAUUUAGGAUUCAAUACAUUGAUUUUAGCAAGAGAAUGUCACAAGUCAUGUUAGUAUCAUCAGCUGCACCAUUUAUUCUGUUUUUCCUUGACAAACAUUGUAAAGGAUUGAUUUGUAUGAUUAGUUCAUUGUCAUGCAUUUUCAUUUUAACGAUAAAAACCAGUUAGAUUAUAAUUUUAAAAGAUAUAUGAAAUUAUUAUAUAAAGUAUAUUAUACACCCAUCUCUUGCCUUGUUUGUUACCUUAAACCUCAUGUGUGACAAAUCCUCAAUAUCUUAAGCAGCAGAUAUUAACUAAUAUCUAAAAAAAGAAGCUAGAUGUUGUUUUGAUCUUCCUGUUAUAUUUGUCUUUAGUUCAAUUCAAUAAAAUUGAGGAAACUAAUGGAUUACUAAGUGACCUCAAUUUGUGCACUGAUGAAAAAUUCUUAUUACCAACUUCCAAAAUGAGAAACAUUACAUGCUUUAUUUUAAGAGAUUCUGUGUCUUAUUUACUCUGUCUCAUUUUGUAACUACUUUUAUUUAACUUUUCAUUCUAAUAUUGUUUCCUGAUUUUUCAUUGUUUUUGAUAAAUGGAAUUGUUACUUUUGUAUACUUCCUAAGGUUUCUUUUAUCAGUUCCAAAUAAUUUCUCGUUCAACUCUUAAGACUAUCUCAUUGAUUGUAUCCUUGGAUGAUGUCUAUACAAUUUUUAACAGAAAUUUUACAUUAUAUGCCAUGUACAGAAUUGGUUCUAAACUGUUAAAAUUCUUGACAUUUUUUUCUUUGUACUGUGUUGACUUAAGAUACUGUGAAUUCACUAUUAUUCGUUUGAUACCAAUUUUCAUGGAUUCCGUGGGUGCAGGUGAACCAGGUGAACCACAAAUUUAAAUGUUCAAGGAAUUGCAAAUGUUCUAUAGGGUUGUAUGCACACUUUGGCAAAACCAUGAAAUCAAAUAUCCAUGAAAAUGCAAAUUUUCCUCAAUCCACGAAAAUUGGUACCCACGAAAAUAAAUGAAUCCACAGUAUAACAUUUCAGGGCUAAACAUGUUUGUACUUGUUACUUGAUAAAGGCAGCCUUUAAUCUUUAAUAAUGUCUGCCAUAAUCUUAUUGUGGUGUGAUCUGUUUUUUGAAAAUAUGUAGAUUGUCUUAUUAAUGUUAAUACAACUGUUUAAAAAAAACUAAUACUGAGGUAAUUCUAUGUAUCUACAGUUCUACUGAUGUUAAAUAUCAACUUCUAUAUAUUUUCUUAUUAAAGACUAUAAAUUUCAGAUAUUGAAAAUUUGCAUUUUUAGAAAAAUGAAAACAUGUUCACAUUUUUAUAUUCUGGACAUUAUAAACAAUCAUUGUAGUGUUUUGUCAGUAUUUUUGUUAGCUCAGCUUGCCUAAAUGACCUUUGUUAGAAGUGUUGCUUACUUGGUUUCAAAUCUGCACGAAAACUUUUGACACACAUCUCACAUGACUGCUAAAACGAAACAUUAUAAAAUGUCUUGAUCAGUACAGACACAAAAAGUCAUAGGAAACUAGAUGACUUCAGCCUUACAGUCAAUCUAGCCAACAUUAUUAUAAAUAGGAGCUUUUAGAGGCAAUUGAAAAUAUAAAUAAGGCAGAAUUGAAUUAGUUUUUUGCAGGAAUAUUGCAUGUAUGUUCGACUUAAAAUUUACAUCCAAUGACCAUUACUAGUAUCCAAAAUGAUUAGAUCUGUGAAAUUAUAUUAAUUUUAAAUGGGACCUUUUUUUUUUAGAUAGCACAGUCUACUGUGAAACAAUAGUCCAAGAAACCUGUAGAGUUUAACUACUACAGUCCUCUUGUACAGAGCAAAGCUAUUUAACUACAUUUUGGUAACAAACUUUUAUCUUAUACCAUCUUUACAUGGAUUAAAUUUCCAUUUACGUGCUGUUGGAGGUUUUCCAAACAAUAUUUUGGGCAGGACACAAGUAUCUUGCAUACAAUUUAUCUUUUUCUUCUCCAUGUACAUUUUCUUAUUUUAAAAAAAAAUACAAUAAAUUAUGUAACCAGAUUUGUAAUAAUCAUAAAAGAAUUGAAAAUCAUGUGAUAUCUGAAGAUAGGUCAUGAAUGGCGCUUAGCAAAGGUUUAAAAAUCAGAACUUUCGUAAAAAGACAUUUCUACAUUAUAAAACUAAGUGUACUUCUUUUCUUAUAUAUAGUACUUAUGUUUUAUAGUGAUGUUUUGAUAGUAUUUAUAUAGAAUAUAUGUAUUGAAACAUUUUUUAAAUAGAAUAAAUGAACAAAAAGAA